Molecule: messenger RNA, 627 nt
Organism: Cucurbita pepo subsp. pepo (vegetable marrow)
Lineage: Eukaryota; Viridiplantae; Streptophyta; Magnoliopsida; Cucurbitales; Cucurbitaceae
Source: RefSeq, a predicted model, not a curated record
CUCCCUAUAAAUAAACCCUUAAAUCAAAUUCCUUUCCGAAAAACAAACGAGCAAAAACAAACACACAUUUUCAAUUCACACUAACCGUCCGAUCACCAAAAUGUCAGGCGUUUGGGUAUUCCGAUCCAACGGUGUGAUGCGCCUCGUCGAAAACGCUCAGGCCGGCGGCGAUUACUCCUCCGACGGCCACCAUCACCACCACCACCACCACAACGGCGGCGGAAGAAAGAAGAUUCUGGUUCAUCUUCCUUCCGGCCAGCCGGUCACAUCCUACGGAUUUCUUCAGAAGAUUCUGGAAGGUCUAGGAUGGGAGAGAUAUUACGAAGGCGAUCCCGAUUUCUUCCAAUUUCAUAAGCGAUCUUCUAUUGAUCUCAUUUCGCUCCCAAUGGACUUCUCCAAAUUCAACUCCAUUUAUAUGUACGAUCUCGUCGUCAAGAACCCUAACGUUUUUCACGUCCGCGAGCCCUAAUUUCUUUUUAUUUUCAUUUUUUUUUAUUCUCUCUCUCUCUCUAAUAAUAAUCAUUUGUGAAAUCUUCAUUCUGUACGUAGAAUAUGCUCUCAUCUCUCUCUCUCUCUCUCGAGCUUUCUCUUCAUAGGAAUCAAAGUUAUUUAAUAAAUUCUAUCUUU